Impatiens glandulifera is the source of this 3336-nucleotide messenger RNA. RefSeq names its product phosphoinositide phosphatase SAC3-like. NCBI's taxonomy places the organism in Eukaryota, Viridiplantae, Streptophyta, Magnoliopsida, Ericales, Balsaminaceae. Gene Ontology annotation, biological process: phosphatidylinositol dephosphorylation. The transcript is spliced from 15 exons. Gene Ontology annotation, molecular function: phosphatidylinositol-3,5-bisphosphate 5-phosphatase activity. Gene Ontology annotation, cellular component: intracellular membrane-bounded organelle. The record is from RefSeq and is a predicted model, not a curated record. The coding region runs from base 593 to 3253 and encodes 886 amino acids.
UGGUUCAUAUAUGUUUUUGUCUCAUUUUUGUGGGGAUGGUUCGGCAAACCAAGUUGUGGUUUUUAUUCUCUCUCUGGAUCUGAGCUCUACCCCCUCUCUCUCUCUCUCUAUCUCUCUCUAUUUCUCUGCUUUCUUCUUGAAUCUAAUACGAAUAUCGUUGUUUGUUGUUCUUAUCAUCAUCAUCAUCAUCAUCACUGCAAUAAUUUUCAGCAUCCUCGAAGAGAAUAAAGGCCUCCAUUAUCUCAAGCUUUUCAAGAAGCUUGUUCAUUUCGUUUGUUUGAUCUCCAUUUGUUACUCGUUUGCGAAACAGGAUCAAGGAGCAGGAAACGCCCUUCAUUCUCUAAAGACACACAUAUACAUGUUAAAGGCGUAAUCUUGUUCUCUCCCUGCAAUCUGGUGGGGGAUUGUGAAUGGACCUGAGGGAAUUGAAACAGAAAGAGGUCAUAUUUUAGAAGAAAAUGCUUUAUUUGAAGCAGCCGAAGCAAUGACGAGUUGUUUGUGAGCUGAGGUACAAGUGGUUGUUUCAUUUGAAUGCUUGUGUGAUUGGUUCCCGAGCCAGAGGCUCGGGAUCUGAACUUCAUCGCCCGUAAAAAUGGUGCCAGACAAUGAUAGUAGGUCUACUCCCCCGGAAGAGGAACCACCUUCUUCUUCUCCUUCUUCUUCAUCCAGGCUCGCCCCUGAAUCCCUUGGCGGCAUGCAAAAGUUCUCGCUUUAUGAGACUAGAUCGAAGUUUUAUAUGAUAGGUAGAGAUAAGAGUAAAACACACUGGAGAGUUCUAAAGAUUGACAGAUCAGAUCCUUUGGAGCUAAACAUACGCGAAGAUUUGGCUACAUAUUCAGGGAGGGAAUGCUCUGAUCUAUUAAGAAGAAUACAUGAGGGAAACAAGGCAACCGGAGGCCUAAAAUUCGUCACAGCUUGUUAUGGAAUUAUUGGUUUCAUAAAGUUUCUUGGUCCUUACUACAUGUUGAUUAUCACAAGGAAAAGACAGAUUGGUUCAAUUUGUGGGCACAACAUAUAUGCUGUCUCCAAGAGUGAAAUAGUUCCUCUUGAAAAUUCCAACUUACUUGGAAACACAGUUAAUGCCAGGAGCGAAAACAGAUACAAGAAGCUCCUAUGCAUGGUGGAUCUUACAAAGGACUUCUUUUUCAGUUACUCUUACCAUGUUAUGCGCAGUCUUCAGAAGAACAUGUCUCAAAAAGAUUCGGGACCUGUUCUAUAUGAUACCAUGUUUGUUUGGAAUGAAUACUUGACACGUGGAAUAAGGAAUCUUCUCCACAAUACAUUAUGGACAGUUGCAUUAGUUUACGGCUUUUUUAAACAGGCUACGCUAUCUACUAUAUCUGGCAAGGACUUUAUACUUACUCUUAUUGCAAGACGCUCACGUCAUUAUGCUGGUACCAGAUAUUUAAAGCGAGGUGUGAAUGAGAAUGGAAGAGUAGCUAAUGAUGUUGAAACAGAACAGAUUGUAUUUGAGGAUGUUCCAGAAGGAGGAUUUCCAACACAGCUUAGCUCAAUUGUUCAAAACCGUGGCUCAAUUCCCCUCUUCUGGUCACAGGAAACUUCACGCCUUAAUAUUAAGCCUGAUAUUAUAUUAUUUCCCAAGGACAAUACUUAUGAGGCUACCCGGCUUCAUUUUGAAAAUCUUGCAUCGAGAUAUGGAAGGCCUAUAAUCAUUUUGAAUUUGAUCAAGACUAAUGAAAGGAGACCUCGGGAGUCUAUCCUCCGCUCAGAAUUUGCCAACGCAAUUGAAUGUUUAAACAAAGAUCUACCCCAGGAGGAUCGUCUUAUGUUCCUACAUUGGGAUCUCCACAAACAUAUGCGAAGCAAGGCUACAAAUGUUCUACUACUGUUGGGAAGGGUGGCUGCAUAUACUUUAACAUUGACAAGUUUCUUUUAUUGUCAAGUAACUCCAGAAUUGAGCACAUUUGAUGGGUGUUUACAGUUCCCUUAUUUUAAGGAUGAAAAGGGGGGUGAGCAGUCUGUUAUCCCUAAUGGUAAUGAGCAUAGUUCAGAGAUGGAAAUUGAGAAAAAUGGCAAUGAGCACAAUUCAGAGAUGGAAAUUGAGAAAAAUGGCAAUGAGCAUAAUUCAGAGACGGAAAUUGAGAGAAAUGGCAAUGAGCAUAAUUCAGAGACGGAAAUUGAGAAAAAUGGCAAUGAGCAUAAUUCAGAGACGGAAAUUGAGAAAAAUGGUAAUGAGCAUAAUUCAGAGACGGAAAUCGAAAAAAAUGGUAAUGAGCAUAAUUCAGAGAUGGAAAUUGGUGGUGAUGAACCUAGUAAUAGGGUAGCCAAUGGAAAUGAUGGUGUGAAGUUGCCAAUGUUCCAAAAGGGGGUUCUGAGGACAAAUUGCAUAGACUGCUUGGAUAGGACGAAUGUUGCACAGUAUGCAUAUGGUUUGGCAGCACUUGGGAAACAGCUUCAAGUUCUUGGGAUUACGGAUGAAGUAAACAUAGGCCUUGAUGACCCGAUAGCUAAUGAGCUAAUGAGGUUCUACGAGAGGAUGGGAGAUACACUAGCACACCAGUAUGGGGGCUCAGCUGCACACAACAAGGUAUUCUCUGAAAGAAGGGGUCAAUUGAAAGCUGUCAUUCAAUCCCAAGAAUUUUUUAGAACUCUCCAAAGAUACUAUAGCAACGCAUACAUGGAUGCUGAGAAACAAAAUGCAAUUAACGUUUUUCUGGGAUAUUUCGAGCCAGAAGAGGGUAAACCUGACUUAUGGGAACUGAACUCUGUUCAACACGGGAAAGGCACAGAGGAAGGAAAAGGAGGGUUCUUCCAUCGUUCAUUUUCUGAUGGAAAUAUAAUCCGUGAAAGCAGCUUACCCAUAUCAAAAGGCUCCGGCUUUAAGCACGAACAUUCUGUGCCUGCUUUUCCAGUUAAUGACAACCCCCCAGGGAAAUGUGCUAUUUCUGAAUCAAGCGCUGGGAUAUCUGCCUGUGAAAACGAAGACACAUUUUCAAGUAGGUAUACUUCUUCUUCAGUGCCGGGGAAUGGGCAAACUAGUGACAUGGUUAACUCCUCCAACUUCCUUGAUGUAGACUGGCUCUCAUCCUCGGGUAAUUCUUGCGAUGACGAGUUAUUUGAAAGGAUAAAUGGUACAAUGGGAGAUCAGUCGAUUCCAUCAGCCAGCGAAUACGAUUCAAGCUUGGGGGGAACUGAACACUCAGCAACCACUGAUCGGAAUUAUGAAAACUUGAAAGAUUUUUCAGAAAGUUUUGCGCACUGGGUGGCGUCUGGAGAAGCACUUUGCCAUUAAAAAUUGUGGAUGUAGCUGCGGCACUUGUGAGCUGUGUGAUAUUUUUUUUACUCAUCUUCCCAAUAAAAUAUUUGAAGCAAAAA